This is a messenger RNA of Physcomitrium patens, 1602 nucleotides long. RefSeq lists its product as uncharacterized. Gene Ontology annotation, biological process: mRNA splicing, via spliceosome. The record is from RefSeq and is a predicted model, not a curated record. Gene Ontology annotation, cellular component: U4/U6 x U5 tri-snRNP complex. NCBI's taxonomy places the organism in Eukaryota, Viridiplantae, Streptophyta, Bryopsida, Funariales, Funariaceae. Gene Ontology annotation, molecular function: U6 snRNA binding; protein binding; U4 snRNA binding.
UCCGAAUUUCUCACACCCUGAAUCGUCGACGAUGCGGGUUCGGAAGUGUCGACGACGCAGCGGCAGCGUAAAUAGUGAAAGAGCGCGGGGAUUUGUGCACACCACCACCACCUCAGUCCGGGAAAAAAACAUGUUGAUCCUCGCGAGUUCGAGUGCCCUCGAUGGAGCCGCGGAACUGUUGUGAGGAUCCCCAUUUCGAAAGGGGUUUGCUGCGCAUUGUUUCAUACACUUGUGAGAUGUUCGGUUACCGAAGUGCUGCGGCUGGUAUUUCUCUGAGCUUCGUCGAGUGGUGCCCUUGAUUCUUGGAGGACUUUUUUGGAGAAGUGUUUUAGCGGAGUGACCCAGCACGGAUUAGAUGACGCCUGAAGGGCCAGCCUCAAAUAUGGGCGACGAGAUCAAGAAUUACGUGCCUUACAAGCACAAACUCACGCUGACAGGGCACAGGAAAUCCGUAUCUAGUGUUAAGUUUUCCCCUGAUGGGAAAUGGGUGGGGAGUUCCUCAGCUGACAAGACCGUCCGUAUUUGGAAUUCAACCGAUGGAAAAUGCGAACGUACUCUUGAAGGUCACAGUGAAGGCAUAUCUGAUUUUGCUUGGAGUUCUGAUUCUCGGUACAUAUGCACGGCCUCAGACGACAAAACCCUAAAAAUCUGGGACGUGCAGACCGGAGAUUGUGUGAAAACCCUGAAGGGUCAUACUAAUUAUGUGUUUUGUGUUAACUUCAAUCCUCAAAGCAACGUUAUCGUGUCCGGGUCAUUUGACGAGACUGUGCGCUUAUGGGAUGUGAAAACCGGAAAGUGCUUGAAGACUUUGCCUGCACACUCAGAUCCCGUAACGGCUGUCCACUUUAAUAGGGAUGGCUCUUUGAUCGUGUCUAGCAGUUACGAUGGCUUGUGCAGAAUCUGGGACAAUGCUACUGGGCAUUGCUUGAAGACUCUCAUUGAUGAUGAAAAUCCACCUGUGUCGUUUGUGAAAUUCUCACCGAAUGGGAAAUUCAUACUGGCUGGAACACUUGACGAUAAUCUGAGAUUAUGGAAUUAUAAUACCGGCAAGUUUUUGAAAACCUACACAGGGCACAAGAAUAAGAAGUUUUGCAUAUUUGCAACAUUCUCAGUCACAAAUGGGAAGUACAUUGUAAGUGGCUCCGAAGAUAAUUGUGUCUAUCUCUGGGACCUUCAAGCACGGGAUAUUAUUCAGAGAAUUGAAGGUCAUUCAGACGCAGUCCUCAGUGUAUCUUGUCAUCCUGUGGAGAAUAAGAUUGCGUCAGGCUCUCUAGACAGAACUAUCAGAAUUUGGGUACAAGACGAUAAGUAAGAAGUUGUUGCUACAAUCGGUGUAUCAUAUCCAUCUUUUGGUUGAAGUUCGUCUCCUUACCCCGAUAGAAACCAGGUUGGGAAUUAAAAGAAAAAAAGAAAGAAAGAAAGAAAAAAAAAAAAAACAUGUUGUACAGGAGCUAAUUAGUUAGAAUUAUUGAAUUUGAGGGCAAUGUCUUUUGUAUGAUGCGACAAUUGUUCAAUUCAAGAUCGAUGUCUAUUGAUAUAGUGCGUUUCCUAGCUGAACUUUUGUAAUAGAGAUUUCGUUUUCGAAGAUCUUGUAGAACCUUA